Molecule: messenger RNA, 3510 nt
Organism: Hevea brasiliensis (rubber tree)
Lineage: Eukaryota; Viridiplantae; Streptophyta; Magnoliopsida; Malpighiales; Euphorbiaceae
Product: calmodulin-binding transcription activator 4
Exons: 13
Coding region: 335-3286 (983 amino acids)
Biological process (GO): regulation of transcription by RNA polymerase II
Cellular component (GO): nucleus
Molecular function (GO): protein binding; transcription coregulator activity; double-stranded DNA binding
Source: RefSeq, a predicted model, not a curated record
CUCUGACCCACGUCGUCUUCGCUCCUCUGUCGGGUUUUGAAGACGUCUAAAUCCUACGGCGUCGUAGGCAACACGAAUGAUAUAUGUUCUCUCUCUUUAUCUGAAUCCUGAAUCGUUUCUUCAGUUUAGGCUUUAACGGGUUCAAGUCUGAUCCCACACAGAAUUACUCUACUAUCUCUCGUCUUGGAAUCAUGCUUCGCUCCGGCCUUGACCUCUACAGUUUCCACCGGUAGCGGCUUCACUUAUCAUAACGAUGAGCUCCUCCAGUUCGUGUAUGAGCUCCUGGUGGAGUCGAGUGAAGUGAAGUGAUUUCUCUGCAAUCCUUGAAUCGAAUAUGUCGCAAUCAGGGUAUGAUAUUAAUGUUCUGUUUCAAGAAGCUCAAAGGCGAUGGCUGAAACCUGCAGAAGUGCUCUAUAUAUUGCAAAACCAUGACAAGUACCAGCUCACUCAGGAGCCACCACAAAAGCCAACCGGUGGAUCUUUGUUUCUUUUCAACAAAAGGGUCCUUCGUUUCUUUCGCAAAGAUGGUCAUAAUUGGCGUAAAAAGAAGGAUGGAAGAACUGUUGGGGAAGCACAUGAACGACUUAAGGUCGGAAAUGUUGAGGCUUUAAAUUGUUAUUAUGCACAUGGAGAGCAAAACUCAAAUUUUCAGAGACGUAGCUUCUGGAUGCUGGACCCGGCAUAUGAGCAUAUUGUUCUUGUUCAUUAUAGAGAGAUUGGUGAGGGAAAGUCCACUACCGGACCUGCUGCACAGCUAUCACCAGCAUUCUCUUCCUCCUUCAGCCCAAGUCCAACAUCUUAUACUACUCAAAAUCAAGAUUCUACCUCUGCAAUUAGUGAUUUAUAUGACCCAUAUCGGAAUUCUUCCAGUCCAAGUUCUAUAGAAGUCAGUUCAGAGAUAGUCACCAAGGACAAUGGAUUAGACACUACAACAGAGUUUACUAGUUCUACAAAGGUUGAGGUUAGUCAAUAUUUGAGAAGGCUGGAGGAGCAGUUGAGUCUGAAUGAGGACAACAUCAAAGAAAUUGAUCCAUUAUGCAAUGAGGAAGGAGUCACAAAUGAUCCAGAACUUUUCGAAUUUGAAAAGGAGAUCUCCAAGAAGGAUAACUCGGCAAAUGUGCCACAUAGACUAGAAUAUGUUGUGAAUAAUCAAUGUUAUGAUGGACAUGAUGGGAUGCAGCUGCAGACCAACAAUCUUGUUCACCUUCAGAAUGCAGGUGAUGGUGGCGAAUACCAUCAACCAUAUGUACGCAAGUAUGCAGAUGGGAGUAAAGAAUCUGUGUCUUGGAAUGAAGUGUUGGAGUCCUGUGAAGCUUCAUCCGGUUUGGAGUACGAGGAAAAGCCCCAGCCUUAUUUGAGGGAACCAGCUGAAGAGCAUGAGUAUUCUGGUUGGCUAAAUUUCGAUGAAAUUAAUGUCAGAAAUUCUUCUGUGUUGCUGCCUCAAGAAGUUGAAAAUUUUGAAAUUCCUGCUUACUCUUCUGUCAUGGGAACUCAUGAAACCAAUCCUGACUACUAUUCAAUGCUAUAUGACCAAGGCCAGCUUGGAGUGCCAAUUGAAGCAGAUUCAAGUUUGACUAUUGCACGACAGCAGAAAUUUACUAUCCGGGAAAUAUCCCCAGAAUGGGGUUUUACCUCUGAGGCUACAAAGGUGAUUGUUGUUGGAUCUUUUCUGUGUGACCCAUCAGAAUCUGCAUGGACAUGCAUGUUUGGUGAUACUGAGGUUCCCAUUGAAAUCAUUCAAGAAGGUGUUCUCCGCUGUGAAGCUCCUCCCCAUCUUCCAGGAAAGGUCACUUUCUGCAUUACUUCUGGCAAUCGCGAGUCGUGCAGUGAGAUCAGAGAAUUUGAGUAUCGAGCUAAGAGUAGUUUUCCUCAUUGCAACUCAUCCCAAAUGGAAGUUGCUGAGAGUCCAGAAGAGUUGUUGUUACUUGUCAGAUUUGUGCAGAUGCUUCUGUCUGAUUCCUCUUUGCAGAAAGAAGACAGCAUAGAAACUGGAAUUCAGCUGCUGAGAAAAUUAAAAACUGAUGAUGAUUCAUGGGGAAGUAUUAUUGGGGCUCUCUUAGUUGGUAAUGGAACUUCAACUGGCACUGUUGAUUGGCUUCUUCAACAACUUCUAAAAGACAAAUUGCAGCAGUGGCUUUCUUCCAAGUCUCAGGAAAGACAAGAUCAACCUAACUGCAACUUGUCCAAGAAAGAGCAGGGGAUCAUACACAUGGUUGCUGGGUUGGGCUAUGAGUGGGCCUUGAGCGCAAUUCUCAGUCAUAGAGUCAGCAUAGAUUUCCGUGACAUUAAUGGAUGGACUGCUCUUCAUUGGGCUGCUCGUUUUGGAAGGGAAAAAAUGGUUGCAGCCCUCAUAGCUUCUGGUGCAUCAGCUGGGGCUGUCACAGAUCCCACUUCACGGGAUCCAAUUGGCAAAACUCCAGCAUCAAUUGCUGCCAGCAGUGGUCAUAAGGGGCUUGCAGGUUAUCUUUCGGAGGUGGCACUAACAAGCCAUCUUUCAUCCCUUACACUAGAAGAGAGUGAGCUUUCUAAAGGAUCUGCUGAGGCUGAAGCCGAGAGAACUGUAGAUGCCAUCUCAAAGGGGAAUUUUGCUGCCAAUGAAGACCAGGCUUCACUUAAAGAUACCUUGGCUGCAGUUCGAAAUGCAGCUCAAGCUGCUGCACGAAUACAAUCUGCUUUCAGAGCACAUUCUUUCAGAAAGCGACAAGAGAGAGAAGCUCUUACCUCUACUAAUAGUAUAGAUGAGUAUGGUGUCAUUUCUGGUGAUAUUCAAGGGCUUUCAGCUAUGUCAAAACUGGCCUUUCGCAAUGCACGUGAUUACAAUUUAGCUGCUUUGUCUAUUCAGAAGAAAUAUAGAGGGUGGAAAGGUCGCAAGGAUUUUCUAGCAUUUCGACAGAAAGUUGUUAAGAUACAGGCUCACGUGAGAGGUUAUCAAGUUAGGAAGCACUACAAGGUAAUCUGUUGGGCUGUUGGAAUUCUAGAUAAGGUUGUGCUGAGGUGGAGACGCAAAGGAGCUGGUUUGCGGGGUUUCCGUAAUGACGUAGAACCCAUUGAUGAAAGUGAAGAUGAAGAUAUUCUCAAGGUAUUCCGCAAACAAAAAGUUGAUGGAGCUAUUGAUGAGUCUGUCUCACGCGUGCUGUCAAUGGUUGAUUCUCCAGAGGCACGCCAGCAAUAUCAGCGGAUGCUUGAACGUUACCGCCAAGCCAAAGCUGAACUAGGUGAGACGAGUGAAGCAGCAGCAACCUCUCUUGAUGACAUGGAAAAUGAUGAUAUGUACCAUUUCCAGUAGGAGCAGCUUCUAGCAAGCUAACUUAAAAUUUAUCUCCUUGACCAAUCUUAAGUUGCCUGAUACUGGGUUUCUGGAUUCAAUUUGUGUAUAAUGGCCUGCAUUCAAAGUAGUUGUAAGUGAUUAGGAAUGAUUUGCACAUAUUCCCAUAUCAAUGUUGUAGUUACUGCUUGUAAUUAUGUAAAUAGUUUCUUCUGAGGUUGGUUAAGUUUCUUUCAUCUUUCUUA